CGCACCAAUCGCCCACCUCACCGUCGCACGUCGUUCAUCUUGUCGCUCGCCUCUUCGAUCACCUCGCCGUUGCUCACCUCAACGUGCUUCUUCUCUUGGUUGUCGUCACCGUCGUUGACGCAACCAGCGUCGUCACCUCACCCGCGUCCCUCUCCUUGCUACUUCACGGUUUGUCUACUUCGUCUUUGUCGCCGGUUCGCUGCCUAAAUCGCCUCUCAGUUCUCCGCCGCGAGUGAUAAUGUGUCGCCGUUUGCUUCUUCGAUUUGGUCGACGAUGCAGAUAUGCUAACAUUCUCUGCAACGUCAUCAACUUGAGCUUCCUUACUCUCUUAUCGACACAAACACUUGCAAGCUCUUCUCCAAAAGCACCUUCAACGAUACCACCUCUUCCAACAUCACAUUCAGUUUCUCCAUUGUCGCACCAAUAGUAAACAUCAUGCUACACUCUGCUCCAAUCCUCCAUCUUUCAAUUUACAUCCAUCAUACCUGUUUGUGUAGGUGCAAAAUUCUGGUGAAGAUACUAAGAAAUAUACAUAUGACUUAAACUAUCUAAUUUUCAAACAUAUGGGAAUGAGGGUUUUAAGAAGCCUCGAGGUCUUGAAACUGGGAGUUGUCAACUACUUGGAUGCCUUGAAACUGCAAGAAAAGCUGGUCUUGGAUAGAAAAUCUCAUAGGAUAUGGGAUACUCUUCUGUCUUUGCAACAUCCACCUACAUACACUGUUGGCAAGAGACAAACUGUUCACAAUUUAUUAAUCCCACAGUCGGAAUUGGAACAAAUUGGAGCUGAACUUCACUACACACAACGGGGAGGAGACAUUACAUUUCAUGGUCCACACCAAGCCAUUUUAUAUCCUAUCAUAUCACUUCGUGACAUGGGAAUCGGUGCUCGAAGUUAUGUGGAAAAAAUGGAGCUAACUAUGAUUGAAAUGGCAGCUCAAUACGGUGUGAAGGCUUGUCCUGGACAAGCUGGUGAGACAGGUGUGUGGCUUGGAGAAAGGAAGAUAGGUGCCAUUGGUGUUCGGAUAUCAAAUGGAAUCACUUCUCAUGGUUUGGCAUUCAACAUUGAUCCUGAUUUAACCUACUUUAGGCACAUUAUUCCCUGUGGAAUUGCUGAUAAAGAAGUUACAUCACUGAGAAGGGAGACACAUUCUAUUUUUCCACCUGAAGAAAUAAUACAGGAACAGUUAAUUUCUUGUUUUGCAAGAAUAUUUGAUUAUGAUAACCUUAUCUGGAAAGAGGAUGCUUCAGUAGUUAUUGAUGGAACCGAAUGAGAUGAAAGUAUUUUAGCAAAGAAAUUGUUGUAUAACUUCUAUUUUUGCUUUUAUUCUUUCUUAUUUUACUGUGACACAUUCAUUCUUACAA
Arachis duranensis is the source of this 1362-nucleotide messenger RNA. RefSeq names its product octanoyltransferase LIP2, mitochondrial-like. Gene Ontology annotation, biological process: protein lipoylation. Gene Ontology annotation, cellular component: mitochondrion. The transcript has 5 exons. The coding region runs from base 564 to 1271 and encodes 235 amino acids. The record is from RefSeq and is a predicted model, not a curated record. NCBI's taxonomy places the organism in Eukaryota, Viridiplantae, Streptophyta, Magnoliopsida, Fabales, Fabaceae. Gene Ontology annotation, molecular function: lipoyl(octanoyl) transferase activity.